GUUUGAAGGCAUAGAGUAUCCUUGCAAGCAAUGAAUCGCUUCUCACCAGUCCGAACACUACUCAACACCUCUGUGAAGACCUACACGCGAUCGCCCAACACUCGUGCUAUGCAUAUCCAGAGCAUUCCUAUGUGGGUGGGGAGUAGCAACAAUUACGCAUAUCUGGUUGUCGACGACAAGAGCAAGGAUGCUGUCAUCAUUGACCCUGCCAACCCACCAGAGGUUGCACCGGUGCUCAAGGAGGCCAUCGAGGGCGGCAAGAUCAACCUCAAAGCCAUUGUGAAUACCCAUCACCACUGGGACCACUCUGGCGGUAACAAGAAGCUGCUCGAGGAGCUCAAGACACCAAAGCUCACUAUCAUUGGAGGCAAGGACUGCGAAGGCGUUUCCGAGACGCCGAGCCACCAGUCCACCUUCAAGAUUGGCGACAUCCACGUUGAGGCGGUGCAUACGCCGUGCCACACCCAGGACAGCAUCUGCUGGUACAUGAGGGACGGAGACGAGAAGGCCGUGUUCACCGGCGAUACGCUCUUCAUUGGCGGAUGCGGCCGGUUCUUUGAGGGCAACGCUGAGGAGAUGCACAAGGCUCUGAAUGAGCGACUCGCCUCUCUGCCAGAUGAAACCAUUGUCUACCCUGGUCACGAGUAUACAAAGGCCAACAUCAAAUUUGCCGUCUCGGUUCUGCAGAGUGAGCCUGUGAAGAAGGUUGAGAAGUUUGCCGAGGAGAAUCAGGUGACCACCGGCAAAUUCACCAUCAAGGACGAGAAGGUAAGUUGCCCUGUGCCACUCCAUCAUGGCGCAGAUCUGACGAUUGAACAGCUCCACAACGUCUUUAUGAGACUCGAGGACCCUGUCAUCCAGCAGGCCACAGGCGAGAAGGAGCCGGUGAAGGUGAUGGCCAAGCUGAGGGAGAUGAAGAACAACUUCAAGCCUGGAGAGUCCAAGAUCUAA
This is a messenger RNA of Emericellopsis atlantica, 951 nucleotides long. RefSeq names its product hydroxyacylglutathione hydrolase. Gene Ontology annotation, molecular function: hydroxyacylglutathione hydrolase activity. Lineage: Eukaryota; Fungi; Ascomycota; Sordariomycetes; Hypocreales; Bionectriaceae. The coding region runs from base 31 to 951 and encodes 306 amino acids. The record is from RefSeq and is a predicted model, not a curated record. The transcript has 10 exons.